This is a messenger RNA of Microbotryum saponariae, 807 nucleotides long. The record is from the annotation of a GenBank genome assembly. Lineage: Eukaryota; Fungi; Basidiomycota; Microbotryomycetes; Microbotryales; Microbotryaceae.
AUGCGUACAUUAUACCCGUGUCGCGUUCGGAUGUGAGUUUUUAUGGGUCCGUCUUAUCGAUCAGGUGUGCAUUUGUGUAUCAGCCCUCGGUACUGAACAUGCGCUGGCGGCGGUGCAGAUUUGGGAUGACCGAGUCGGUGUGCGGUUCUUUGCGACAUGCGGGCUCUUGCUUUCCAGACGUGUAAGGUAUGCGCCUCUGAUGUGCAUAAGUUACAAUCUGUCGCCUUGACCGCUAGGCUAAAAGCAAGUCGUAACUAGAACUCGACAGUUCUAGCUACUCAGAGGCUACUUAUGGGGCUGUUCUGUAAGGCAUCCCCUUACAAGACGCCUGCAUAAGUCGUUCGACCGCUACGAAUGGGCUCUCUAUCCCUUGGGAGUCAGUUCUCCUGGUUCCAUCUUGGUUUGCGCCUCUUCUCUCCUUCCAUCGGAUCUUAGACUGACUCGCUUCCGACAUCGCAGGACGGCAACUUUGUGGUCCACUACUUCCACCCGAGUAGCGACUGCGACGUAGCGUACCACGGCAAAGUCAUCUCCCGCUCUCAUUUCCGCGGUUUCAAAGGGAAGCUACCUGGCGAAGUUUAUGUCCACUGGCAUUACCGCCAGUGUGUCUUGAUGAACUUGCGAGGCAUCGCCGUGCGAGAGGUGUACGUGUGGACUACGGUCCUAGUCUUUUAUCCACCCUGCCUUGUCUUCGGGAAGCUAACAGCUUUUUACUACGUGCCUUGUGAAAGAAUUGUCGUCGGAACGACAACCUUACCGAGCGGGACCGGCGAUGACAGCGAAUUAUAUGAUGACGUGGAAACAUAG